CCAUUCCAAAAUAAACACAAACCAAAAAAGAUGGAUGUAGCCAAAAUGGGAUUCGACCCAUUAUUUCUAAACGCCCUCCACGACCUUCUGGACUUCUCCGACGAGCCAGGGCAGAGCAGCCACCAUGCGCCGUCACGAGCGUACCUGAGGGACGCAAAGGCGAUGGCAGCAACUCCAGCAGACGUGGUGGAAUAUCCAAACUCUUACCAAUUCACCAUCGACAUGCCUGGCCUGAAAUCAGACCAAAUAAAGGUGAAAGUAGAGGAUGGCCAAUUGGUUGUGAGCGGGGAGAGGAAGAGGGAAAGUGAGAAAGUUAAGGAAGGGAAGUUCGUGAGAAUGGAGAGGAGACUUGGAAAAUAUUUGAAGAAAUUUGAGCUGCCGGAAACCGCCGACACUGACAAAAUAUCGGCGGCGUACCAGGACGGAGUGCUAUCGGUCACGGUGGAGAAGAAGCCACCGCCGGAGCCCAAAAAGGCUAAAACUAUCGAGAUUCAUGUGGCCUGAGGAUUGUUUCUUUGGGUUUUGUUAUGUAAUGUAAUAGUAAUGCAGCUUUGGCACGUUUUUAUGUUUCUUUGCUUUUGAGGUUUGUGUGUAUUUUGGUUUGUUGUCUUUGUCUAGUGGCGUAUCUAAAAAUUUACCGUCAACUCUUUAAACCUAUACUAAAUAAAUUUUGUAAUUUGUGUUAA
Messenger RNA from Cucumis melo (muskmelon), 686 nucleotides. RefSeq names its product 17.3 kDa class II heat shock protein-like. Bases 31 to 504 code for a protein of 157 amino acids. The record is from RefSeq and is a predicted model, not a curated record. The transcript has a single exon. Lineage: Eukaryota; Viridiplantae; Streptophyta; Magnoliopsida; Cucurbitales; Cucurbitaceae. Gene Ontology annotation, biological process: protein folding; response to heat; protein complex oligomerization.